Galleria mellonella (greater wax moth) is the source of this 2466-nucleotide messenger RNA. Its product is annotated as L-asparaginase 1. The coding region runs from base 458 to 2413 and encodes 651 amino acids. The record is from RefSeq and is a predicted model, not a curated record. Gene Ontology annotation, molecular function: asparaginase activity; protein binding. The transcript has 13 exons. Lineage: Eukaryota; Metazoa; Arthropoda; Insecta; Lepidoptera; Pyralidae. Gene Ontology annotation, biological process: amino acid metabolic process.
CAAAUUAUACAUGUCGCGGAAACAUAAUUAAACGUUUAUAAUAUUCUAGAAAGACAGACGUGGUAUAGUAUCUUAGUUAUUGAUGAAAUACUUUUCAUCAGCCUAUAGUUUUAAACGAUACUGAGCACGUGGGUAAGUUAUUUAUAAAGCAAAGUAGUUAGCGGAAGCUGAAAAUAUCACAGCAGCGCGAUGUGUAUUUAAAACUAAUGUAAUACAUUGCGGUUUAAAAUUGUAACUCUUAUUAAAUAAGCUUCUUUUAGCAAGCAUUGAAAAUCGUACAGAGUCAUAAUAUCUUCAUACCAUGUUCAUACGGUUCUGUUAUUGCCAUUUAUCGGUUAAAGUAUUUUAGUUUGUGUUUCAUUAUUGCGAAAGACGCACGCACUGGCAUAGACUAGCGGUGAUCACUGGCCAGUAAUAUAGCCGCUAAAUUAAAAAGUAAACGGCUGCGUACAGAUAAAUGGAUAAUUCGAAUGUAUCUGAAUUUGCGCGGGAAUUACGUGACGAAAUUCAAAUUAAGAAUGGGCAUGUAUCAAUUAAUGGCUGUGUAAAUUGUCAUGACGGAGAAAAUAUUUCUAAAAAAGUGGCAGCAAAGGUACAGAAAGCCCGGAGUUUUAUGGAAAUGUCUGUGAGUAGUUCAGUGAACAGUUUGGGGGGCAAUGAGAGAAGGGUUUUUGUAAUUUAUACGGGUGGAACUAUCGGCAUGGUCAAGAACGUCGAUGGAGUAUUAAUUCCACAACGAGGUGCAUUCGAAAAUUCGAUUAGAGCGUAUCCACAACUUCAUGACGCUGCACAAUGGAGACAGAACCUAAGUAGGCCCGGGUUUGACAGUUCCUUUCUUGUUUUACCAGAUGCCAAAGACUUAGAUUUGAAAAUAGUUUACAAAAUACAUGAAUAUGAAACUCUAUUAGACUCGUCAAACAUGACAGAAGUUGAGUGGGUGAAGAUAGCUGAAGAUAUAAUGGAGCAAUAUGAGAAGUACGAUGGUUUCGUAGUAUUACACGGUACGGACACGCUGUCGUACACUGCGUCCGCUCUCUCGUUCAUGUUUGAGAACAUAGGCAAGGGGAUAGUGUUGACUGGAUCACAGAUACCAAUAUUUGAGCCCCGAAGCGACGGUGCGGACAAUUUCGUGUCAGCCCUGUUAAUCGCUGGUGGACUAAAUAUACCAGAAGUGACCAUUUUCUUUGGCAGCAAACUCUUUAGAGGCAACAGAACUCGCAAGAUAUCAGCUCACAAUCUAUACGCUUUCGAUUCACCGAACUGCGUGCCUCUGGUCGAAGUGGGUUUAUCAUUCGAAGUGAACAAGAAGGCCAUAUUCAAACCAACAGUCAUACAGAAAUGUCGACUGCACGCAAAAAUGUCGAAGAAUGUCGGCAUGCUGCUUAUAUUCCCUAGCAUCAGCUGUUCUGUGGUUAAAGCAUUCUUUCAACCGCCUAUUGAAGGGGUGGUACUAUCAACGUACGGAGCUGGCAAUAUACCUUCAAACCGGCAAGAUAUAUUUAACGAAAUAGCAGACGCUGUCCGCAGAGGCGUUAUAGUGGUCAACAUCACGCAGUGUACGUCGGGCUCCGUGUCAGCAUUGUACGAGACUGGGAGAUUAAUAUCACAAUGCGGCGUGGUGUCCGGUUACGAUAUGACCCCGGAGGCGGCGCUCACUAAACUGUCCUACGUACUGUCCAAGACCGAGCUCAGUUACCAGGAGAAAGUCGAGAUGAUGGCCACGAAUAUAAGAGGCGAAUUGACGAAUACCACAUCUAUCGCAAUAGAGGACAAUACCCUAAUAGACGCACUUGCCUCCAGCCUGAACAUACAAUCGCCGAAGAUGCUGAUAGAGGUGACGGAGAAGGUGUUCAACGCGUUACUGGUGCACGCGAUCGAGCACAGUGACGAGAGGGCAGUCAGGAAGACCUUGGACAUGGGCGCGGACAUUUCUGGUCAGAAUUCUGAAGGCAGGACCCCGCUUAUAGAGGCCGUACAUAAAGGGAACAAGGCGGUUGUGGAGUUUCUACUGAAAAAUGGAGCGAAUGUCCAUUUAAAAACCAGAUGUGGAGAAUCUGCUCUCUUGACUGCGAUACAACGAAACGACAUAUUCAUGAUAGAAUUGCUGAUGAAAUGUGGUGCUCAUCUGUCCACUACUGAUGAUAAGUCAAUCUGCGAGAUGCUUUCGUUAGCAGCUAGAAGCGGUUCGAUCAGGCGAUUAGAAUCGUUACGAGUGGCCGGCGCUGAUUUCAAUUUAACUGAUGAGCUAAAACAAACUCCUCUACACAAGGCGGUGCUCUGUACAAACGUGGACGUAGUAAGAUAUUUAGUAGAGAACGGUGCGGAGAGGGAACUUGUGGACGUACUCAACUGUACGCCCCUCGACUACGCUGUGAAACUUAACUGCCAGGAUAUUAUUGAUUUAUUAAAAUAGGAUUUAUGUAUAUAGUGUGAUUAAAAUUACAUAAAAUAAGGAAAUAAAAAAUG